Messenger RNA from Chaetura pelagica (chimney swift), 1348 nucleotides. RefSeq names its product pleckstrin homology domain containing, family A (phosphoinositide binding specific) member 1 (gene PLEKHA1). The record is from RefSeq and is a predicted model, not a curated record. Bases 15 to 1250 code for a protein of 411 amino acids. Lineage: Eukaryota; Metazoa; Chordata; Aves; Apodiformes; Apodidae. The transcript is spliced from 11 exons. Gene Ontology annotation, molecular function: PDZ domain binding. Gene Ontology annotation, cellular component: cytoplasm; membrane.
GUUCAGGGUCAGAAAUGCCUUAUGUGGAUCGUCAGAAUCGCAUUUGUGGUUUCCUAGAUAUUGAAGAAAAUGAGAAUAGUGGGAAAUUUCUGCGGCGGUAUUUCAUUCUGGACACACGAGAGGACAGUCUGGUCUGGUACAUGGAUAACCCACAGAACCUUCCCUCAGGAUCCCCACCUGUUGGAGUCAUUAAACUUACCUAUAUUUCAAAGGUUAGUGAUGCAACUAAGCUGAGGCCAAAGGCAGAAUUCUGUUUUGUUAUGAAUGCAGGGAUGAGAAAAUACUUUCUACAAGCCAAUGAUCAGCAGGACCUUGUUGAAUGGGUUAAUGUUCUGAACAAAGCUACCAAAAUCACAGUACCAAAGCAGUCUGAUCCUCUGUGUCAAAUGGAUAAUGCAAAUCGCCAAGCUGAAAGCCCAGCUGGAAAGAAGCAAGUGUCUUACAGGACAGAAAUAGUUGGUGGUGUUCCUAUCAUUACACCUACCCAGAAAGAAGAAAUCAGUGAGUGCAGUGAAGGGAGCGAUAGGAAUUAUUUGAAACGGUCACAAAGUCACCUUCAUUAUUUUACUGCUAAGCAUCCCCCAGAUAAUGCUAUUAUCAAAGCUGGCUACUGUGUAAAACAAGGAGCAGUGAUGAAGAACUGGAAGAGAAGAUACUUUCAGUUAGAUGAAAACACAAUAGGAUAUUUCAAGUCUGAACUGGAAAAGGAGCCUCUCAGGGUUAUACCACUUAAGGAGGUCCAUAAAGUUCAGGAAUGCAAACAGAGUGAUAUAAUGAUGAGAGACAAUCUCUUUGAAAUUGUAACAACUUCUCGAACCUUUUAUGUACAGGCUGACAGCCCAGAGGACAUGCACAGCUGGAUAAAAGCAAUUUCUGGGGCUAUUGUAGCACAACGGGGACCUGGAAGAUCAGCAGCUUCCGAGCAUCCCGAGUCUUCUUCCGAACCCAACCAUGCUCUCCGUUCUGCCUUCCCAGCCCCAGCCCCCUCACAUUCCACAGCCCCUCACAGCAGCCCUCUGGUCCCAAACACUCACACCAAAUACCCUGCCUUGGAGAAGCGAGGAUUUCACGAAUCUUUUACCAAGGCCAAGCCAGGGAGCUACAAGAUCCAGGUUGUCGCUCCAAGAGAAUCAGCUUCCAAAGUGACUGAAAGGGACCUCUGGGAACCCCGAAGGAAGAAUGGCACUCAGGAACAGGAUCCUGGCCUUGUGGAUCUGGAUGAUGCAAGCCUUCCAGUUAGUGACGUGUAGUGAUGGAAGUGUUUGGAGAAUGAUCCAUUUGUUCGGUCCUCUAAUUUCCUUGCUUGGACUUUGAACCAAAGAAAAUGAUAGGAAAUGAGAACAAAAAA